This is a messenger RNA of Glossina fuscipes, 2696 nucleotides long. Its product is annotated as protein I'm not dead yet-like. Gene Ontology annotation, biological process: citrate transport; monoatomic anion transmembrane transport. The record is from RefSeq and is a predicted model, not a curated record. Gene Ontology annotation, molecular function: succinate transmembrane transporter activity; citrate transmembrane transporter activity. The transcript has 14 exons. NCBI's taxonomy places the organism in Eukaryota, Metazoa, Arthropoda, Insecta, Diptera, Glossinidae. Gene Ontology annotation, cellular component: membrane. Bases 324 to 1997 code for a protein of 557 amino acids.
CAACAUUAAAAAGAGUUGUCGCAAAGACAAUGUGAAUACGUAGAAAACAUUCCAUCAGUAACUUUGAAGUGAGCGAUAAUAUCGCAACGUGUACAAUAUGAAUACGGAGCAGAAAUCCUUUCGCUAUAUUAUUUCAAGUGACAAAAUCCCGAUUCCUAAGGAUACUGUUUGUUAACGGGCAUUUUUCUUACAAGUUGAUUUCAAUUGCAAAAAGAAAACUCAAUCAAUACGAUUCCGAUCUGGCGUCUAAAUGGCAUUGUUAAAAAGUGUAAAAAACGGGCGCAAUUAUUUUAAAAGAUUGACUUAAAGUGGCCUAACGGAAAAUGGGGGAUGCAUCUAUAAUCGAUCCUAAGGAGGACGAACACCCGAAACCAGGAUUUUUAUGUAAACAAUUUUGGCGAAAUCAUUGGCAAGGUGUAAUGUCUAUUGUAAUACCGAUCGCUUGCUUACCGAUUAUGCUGCUGAUAGAAGGAGCCGAGUUUCGUUGCUUGUAUCUAAUUGCGACUUGUUGCUUCCUUUGGAUUACUGAAUGUAUUCCAUUAUAUGUGACAUCUUUAAUGCCGAUUUUCGCUUUACCCAUUCUUGGCGUUAUGGACUCGGAGAAAACUUGCAUGCAGUACUUUAAAGACACCUUAGUUAUGUUCGUGGGUGGACUUAUUAUUGCCCUGUCCGUUGAGUAUUGCAAUCUGCAUAAACGCUUAGCUCUAAGGACUAUUCUAAUUGUCGGCUGUAGUCCACGUCGUUUGUAUUUAGGUGUCGUUAUGAUAACAACAUUCAUAUCAAUGUGGAUUUCGAAUUCAGCUACCACUGCCAUGAUGUGCCCUAUUAUAAAAGCUAUCUUGGAAGAACUGCAAGCGAACAAUGUGAUUGAUAUCUAUAUGGAUGAAUCUAAGGAACCGGCUAUAGAUGGGAAAAAGAGCCCCUCAAGGGCUGCUAUGGCCUUUUACAUAGGAGCUGCAUAUUCUGCGACUAUUGGUGGUUGUGGCACUCUAAUCGGCACUGGUACCAAUAUGGUGUUUAAAGGCAUAUAUGAGGGUCGUUUCCCAACUGCCGAAGAAAAAAUCGAUUUCCCUCGAUUUAUGAUAUGGUCGAUACCUAUGGUCAUUGUUCAAGCCGCACUAUUGUUCUUUUGCUUUAACGUAACACAUUUGGGUUUGUUUCGCCCGAAAAGUGCUAUAGGACAGCAAGUUAACGCUGGAGCUGGAGUUGCACCUGCGGUUAAAGCAAUUGUCUCCGCCAAGUAUGCCGAGCUUGGUCCGAUGUCGCCACAUGAAUGGCAAGUGGCUUUCUGGUUUGCAGUAAUGAUUGCACUGCUGUUUUGCCGUUCGCCUGGAAUAUUUACCGGUUGGGGUGAUUUACUUAAUCGCGUAAGUAUUAAGACUUCGCCUUGCGUCAUGCUUCCCGUAUUGGCUUUAUUUACUAUUCCGGCUUUCUGGACCUGCUUUAAGCAUUUUAAAAAGAAAGGUCCUUAUCCGUCGGAAUCUAUAAAAUCCUUAUUAAGUUGGGAUUUUGCACAUAAGACUGUCCCCUGGGGACUAGUCUUUCUAUUGGGUGGCGGUUUUGCUUUAUCAACGGCGGCUCAAGAAAGUGGCAUGUCCAAAAUGAUGGGACAAGCUUUAAACUUCUUAGUGACAUGGCCCCGUGUUGGCAUACAAUUCGGUGCUUGUGUUCUUGCUGUAUUUAUGACUAAUUUCAGCGCUAAUGUACCAAUUUGUAAUAUUCUUAUACCGGUGUUGAAUGAAGUGGCCUUAGUCGUUAAGGUGCAUCCGAUAUUUCUUGUAUUUCCCGCUGGCAUAGCUUGUAGUUAUGCUUUUCAUUUACCUGUCGGCACACCGCCUAAUGCUAUAGUUAGUGGUUAUGCCAACAUACGCAUUAAAUAUAUGGCGGAAGCUGGUAUAUUGCCUACCAUAUUUUGCAUUGUAACGGUGGUGCUUAACAGCAAUACUAUGCACCGGCUUGUUUAUCCAGCAGUAGACCUUCCAGAGGAUAUGAUCUAAUUGGCACAUGCGAUAAUCAAAAAAUCUUCGCUAGGGUGGGUUUCUCCUUUUUUUGUUUUUUUUGUUCUAAUCAUUGCCUUUGCAAUGAGAAAUGUUGCGAUCGAUGUAAGUGAUGACUUAUUUUUAGUUCGUGACAUUUUCAAAUUUAAAUAUGUGAAAUGCAUUUUUCACCUAAUAAACUAUUUAUAUUUAUUCGAAAUAUUGUAUUAAUUUUAAGAAAGUUUAAACCGACUAUUUCGUUACUUAAAAUUCAUUUGAAUUACAUAUUGGCAGUCGCUUCACACAGAAUACGGACGAUUCGGUACUUUGACGUUUUGUCUCAUUCACUUUCAUAUUGCAUUUAUUCUGCUUAUACUCACACGGCCCAAGAGCAGAUUGGGUCUCUGCAUUCGUUGGACUUUGCAUUUAUUUUAUGAAUACGAUAUAUGACAAACUCGAGCCAAUCGGAUGGAAAUAUUCUUAACUGUAGAGUGUCUAGCAACCAUGCGCUGGAUUACAAGAAACCCUGCACACUGAUGGACUUGCUCUCUCAAUUGAAAUGGGUCCGUAUGUUGUACGAUGUUGAUCACGCUUCCAACCUAUGCACCAAGCUUAGUUGAUCUUCGAUUUCGUUUUCUAAUAGCCAUCUUAUAUAAUUGAUUUACUAAUAAUUUUCAUGAUAAAGUAAAAAUAUACUAUUCUUCCCGUUUCCCCACCCGU